AUGUCCGCCGACCCUCGCCUGCGCGCGCGUCAACAGCAGCAGCCCGCACCCGUGCCUCCACCGCCGCCGCCGCCGCCCGCAGAGCCCCAGCCCAGCGUGGACGGGGCCAGCGAUACACCCACGCUCGCGCCCCGGACCCAGCCCACCGUCCCCGACGACCAAUUCAAGCUGAAAUUCUGCACCGUCUGCGCCAGCAACCAGAACCGCUCCAUGGAAGCCCACCUCCAACUCGCCUCCGCCAACCUCCCCACCAUCUCCUUCGGCACGGGCUCCCUCGUCCGCCUCCCCGGCCCCACCAUCACCCAACCCAACGUCUACCACUUCAACAGCACCACCUACCGCACCAUCCACGACGAACUCGCCGCCCAAAACACCGCCCUGUACACCCACAACGGCCUGCUCAACAUGCUCAGCCGCAACCUAAACAUCAAGCGCUUCCCCGAGCGCUUCCAGGACUGGGUCCCGGGGAGUCCGCGCCUGGAGCACGACACGGACCAGGGCUACGCGGGCACCGAGGCGGGCGUCGCGGAUGUUGUGUUCACGUGCGAGGAGCGCUGCUUCGACGCCGUACUCGAGGACCUGCACAAUAAAGGCGGGAAGCUGAAUCGGCCGGUGCAUGUGUUCAAUGUCGAUAUCAGGGAUAACCACGAGGAGGCGCUGGUUGGGGGCAAGGCGAUUCUGGAUCUCGCGCUGAGUUUGAACGAGGCUGCGGCGAAGGAACACGGGGUGCAUGGUGCGGGCGGGUGGGCGGCGGGCGGCGCCGCGCGCGAGGGGUUCGACGAGAAGGUGCCGGAGAUUCUGGCGAGUUGGCAGGAGAGGUGGCCGCAGAUGCCGGCGCUGUGGAGCGUUGCGUGGUUUUAG
Molecule: messenger RNA, 861 nt
Organism: Boeremia exigua
Lineage: Eukaryota; Fungi; Ascomycota; Dothideomycetes; Pleosporales; Didymellaceae
Product: RNA polymerase II subunit A
Exons: 2
Coding region: 1-861 (286 amino acids)
Biological process (GO): termination of RNA polymerase II transcription
Cellular component (GO): mRNA cleavage and polyadenylation specificity factor complex; nucleus
Molecular function (GO): RNA polymerase II CTD heptapeptide repeat phosphatase activity
Source: RefSeq, a predicted model, not a curated record